This is a messenger RNA of Saccostrea echinata, 504 nucleotides long. RefSeq names its product guanine nucleotide-binding protein G(I)/G(S)/G(O) subunit gamma-7-like. Gene Ontology annotation, cellular component: heterotrimeric G-protein complex. Bases 85 to 285 code for a protein of 66 amino acids. Gene Ontology annotation, biological process: G protein-coupled receptor signaling pathway. Gene Ontology annotation, molecular function: G-protein beta-subunit binding. NCBI's taxonomy places the organism in Eukaryota, Metazoa, Mollusca, Bivalvia, Ostreida, Ostreidae. The record is from RefSeq and is a predicted model, not a curated record. The transcript has 3 exons.
UGCGAGACUUGCGCGCACAGAGAAGCCAUCAUCGGUUUGUUCUGAAACUGUUGUGAAUUUGAUUGUUUAUUACAUCCUUUAAAGAUGUCUUCUCAAGUUCAGAGUUUGCAGAAACAAUUAACGCAACUUCGACAAGAAGCUAAUGUAAACAGAAUUCCUGUAUCGGAGGCUAUACAAGAUAUACUGAGUUACACAAACCAGCAUGCACAGGAAGAUGCAUUAGUGAUCGGAGUGAACCAGUCAGAAAAUCCAUUCAGGGAGCCUAAACCAUGUUCCAUACUCUAAAAGGUAUCAAGCAGAGGGACUUGUACCAAAUGUCUAUUUUUAGUAACAGUGGGCAGUGUGCAACCUUUCUUAAUGUCCCCAUGUUAUUAUUUGUGUAGACUUAAACCCGUAAUGUUGUAAUAUGUUAUUAUAUUGGUUUGUGAUUAAGAUGUGUAAUGUUUCCUCCUUCAUUUAGAAUUUUACUUGGGUACACUUUCAAACUGGCAUCACAAGGGGGGU